Messenger RNA from Lytechinus variegatus (green sea urchin), 1164 nucleotides. RefSeq names its product very-long-chain (3R)-3-hydroxyacyl-CoA dehydratase 2-like. Gene Ontology annotation, biological process: sphingolipid biosynthetic process; fatty acid elongation; very long-chain fatty acid biosynthetic process. The transcript has 6 exons. Gene Ontology annotation, molecular function: 3-hydroxyacyl-CoA dehydratase activity. Lineage: Eukaryota; Metazoa; Echinodermata; Echinoidea; Temnopleuroida; Toxopneustidae. Gene Ontology annotation, cellular component: endoplasmic reticulum membrane. Bases 44 to 751 code for a protein of 235 amino acids. The record is from RefSeq and is a predicted model, not a curated record.
CCUUAUUUUCCAGCAGACCAGCGCAGAGUUAGCUGUUAGAGGUAUGUCGGCCGAGAACUCAACCCUAAAAUCAGCCGGGAAAAACAAGGUUUCUGGCCUAGCAACAGCGUAUCUUGUCUUGUACAAUGUAGUCCUCUGUGCAGGAUGGCUGUCUGUAGGUGCAAUGGGGGUACGUUACUAUCUCCAAGAAGGUACCAAUGUGGGUCUCUAUGAUGCCAUUGAACUACCCCUCAAGGCCUUUCAGACAGCUGCCAUUCUUGAGGUUGUCCAUUGCCUAAUUGGAAUCGUGCCAUCCUCGGCGGUUCUAACUGCAUUUCAGGUGACAUCCCGUCUGGUCAUUCUGUGGCCUGUCACCCAUAGUGUAAUAGAGGUUCAGAAUGAGAAGAGUAUUAUUCUGUAUGUAAUGGCUUGGACCAUUACUGAAGUGAUACGCUAUGCAUUCUAUGUCUUUGCCCUGCUCAACCGUCUACCAUACGUGCUAAUGUGGCUACGAUAUACCCUCUUCAUUGUCCUUUACCCCAUUGGUGUAACAGGUGAGCUGUGGACUAUCUACCUUGCAUUACCAUACGUGAAGAGCACAGGACUCUAUUCUCUAGAGUUACCAAACGACUACAACAUUUCCUUUGAUUACUACAGCGUCCUUAUCUUCCUCAUGAUUCUCUAUAUUCCAAUUUUCCCAAGGCUGUAUUCACACAUGCUGAGACAGAGGAAGAAAAUGCUUGGCGGCGUCCCGGGCACCAAGAGAGAUUAACCCCACCCUCACACUUUAUUUGUUUUCUACAUUUGUAAUUUCUGUUGAUUCUGAUGCAGUUUGAGCUAGAAUGAAUUCUAUGAAUAGACCAUUGAUAUCAAUAAAUAGAUAUAGCUACAAUGCAGAUAUUUCCUGCUAUUUUGGGUAAUGGGGGCAAUUGUAAAAUGAAAAUAUCGGGAUAUUGUUUUUCUCAUUUAUAUCAUUAGUCAGUAGGCCUGGGAGUAAACAUCGAUUAAUCAAUCGCUAUUCGAUGAGCAAAGUUUUUACUAAUCAAAUGUUCGGCAGGACCCAAUUGGACAUUUUGGAUAACUCGAAUACUCGCAAGUAGUAAAAAAUGACAAGAUAACAAUGAUAACAAUUAAUUCUAAAAUAUCUGAUACAGGUUUGGAAAUGAUGUUACCGAGGCAAUUUAU